CCCCAGGGAGGGCCAAGGAGCCCACGGGGCAGCCCGGGGACCGGGAGGGGACAGGUGAGCACUGGGAUGGGGACAGUCUGCUGGUGUAAAAAAGAUUUCAACUACAUGGAUUGGAAGAGGUUGACAGAAGAUUCAGACAAGGACAAGCAACUCACGAGCCACGUAUCCAGUGAUGAAGAGGACUACAGAUCUAGGGAUCCCUUGAUGCCAUUCGUGGAUGAAGAUUUCCAGCAGGGUCGAUUUUUUCCAGACUCCAUUUCCGAUCACUUCUUCACCCGGGCCACCCAGAUUCUGUUGGAGUAUCAGCUGGAGCAGUGGGUCCCCCAUCUCUGGGAACCCACUGACCUAUUCGGAGGCCUAUUGGGAGUCACAAGAUGGCCGUACCACUGUGAUGUCAUCGAGGAGAAAGUCUCGCACAUAGAUUGGACCCCUCCUCAACCUGAACCCACAUAUAUCCAAACGGGUCUGGAAAAGGAGCCUCUUUAUUCAGACACCAAGGAAAAAACUGUGGUCUAUCUAGCAGAUGAUGCUAAUAAAGAGUCCUGUUUUGUGUAUUCUCAAAUAGGGGGCAGACGUAACCCCCUGAAGAAAUCUGUCUUGCCGCCACUGGACAACUGGGAUAAUACUCUGGUGUUUGAAGCCCGAUUUGAGAGUGGAAAUCUGCAGAAGGUGGUCAAAGUCGGCGAAUAUGAAUACCAGUUGACCAUGCGCAGUGACCUUUUCACCAAUAGGCACACCCAGUGGUACUACUUCCAGGUCACCAACACCCAGGCCGGAACGCCCUACCGCUUCACCAUCGUCAACUUCGCCAAGCCGGCCAGCCUGUACGGUCGAGGCAUGCGCCCACUGUUCUACUCGGAAAAAGAGGCCGAGGCCCACCAUAUAGGCUGGAAGAGAACCGGGGACCAAAUAAAGUAUUACAGGAACAACCUGGGGCAAGACGGACGCCGGUUCUUCUCCCUGACGUGGACGUUCCAGUUCCCCCACAGCAAAGACACCUGCUACUUUGCUCACUGUUACCCGUACACUUACGCCAACCUACAGGACUACCUCGCGGUCAUCUGCAAUGACCCGGUGAAGUCGAAGUUCUGCAAGGUGGGUGUCUUAUGCCACUCCCUUGCCAGGAACAUGGUGUACGUUUUAACCAUCACCACUCCUUCGCGGGACUCGGGGCCAAGAAAGCGCAAAGCGGUGAUUCUGACCGCAAGGGUGCAUCCGGGGGAAAGCAACAGCUCUUGGAUAAUGAAAGGCUUCCUGGAUUAUAUCCUGGGAGAAUCAAGCGAUGCCCAGCUCCUCCGGGACACUUUUGUCUUCAAGGUGAUUCCCAUGUUGAACCCAGACGGCGUGAUUGUGGGAAAUUAUCGCUGCUCCUUAACCGGACGGGAUUUAAACCGGAACUACAAAUCGAUCCUGAAGGAACUGUUCCCUUCUAUAUGGCACACCCGGAACAUGAUCCGUAGAGUGAUGGCAGAGAGGGAAGUUCUCCUGUAUUGUGACUUUCACGGCCACAGUAGGAAAGAGAAUAUCUUCAUGUACGGCUGUGAGGGUAACAGACGAGCCAGAGGGUUUGGCUUGCAACCCCGCAUCUUUCCACUCAUGAUGAGCAAGAACUGUCCAGAUAAAUUCUCCUUCCAGUCUUGCCAGUUUAAGGUUCAGAAGAGCAAAGAAGGAACCGGGAGGGUAGUGAUGUGGAAAAUGGGGAUCCGGAACAGCUUCACCCUGGAAGCCACGUUCUGUGGGUCUACACUCGGAAAUAGACAAGGCACCCACUUCAACACAAAAGACUUGGAAUCGAUGGGGUAUCAUUUUUGUGACGCUCUCUUGGACUACUGUGAUCCAGAUCAGAGCAAGUAUUUUCAGUGCCUGAAAGAAUUAGAAGAGCUGGAGAAACAGCAUCCUGGGAUGGACUCAGAGAAAUUGAAUUAUAAUUCCGAUGGCUCUCUCCCAGAUGUCACGUUGGAUUUAGAAUCUAGCAACCGAGGUUCCGAAAGCUCGGAGUCCCGAGGGACUCCGGCUUACCUCCUUGAGCUGGCUUCUCAGAUAAAAACUAAAGAAAAGCAUCUGAAAACAAAGAAGGAAAGAAAUGCUAGAAUAAUAAACCAGAAAACUUCUAAAGAAAUCUCACAGCAAAAAGAGUUUGAAGACACGGGGGCCCAGCAGCAGAGGCUGAACGAAAAGAAACACACAGUGAAAGAUUCAGGGACGUUACCAGGAACAUCCCGGCUCUGUCAACUAGGAAGACCCUUCAGGACAACCAACCUCUACGAAUCCUUCGGAGUCACCCCCCUGCGGGCCCCCCUACGUCGGAAAACAUCCAGCUGCUCAGAGAAGACAGUGAUAUGCCCAGGACCGAAGCCCAAAAUGAGAGAACACAGUUCCUUUCCAAGGAGGUCUGGCAAACCCUGGUCCAACGAAGAGGAAGAGCUUUUGAGGGGAGAGGAGAUGGUCCAGACCCAAGGACCGCUGCGGUUCUUACUUCCUAGUAUGCAAAACCCCCAAACCAGGCGAUGCAGCAGAAUAAAACCUUCGGCCGAGACGCACCUCGACCUCCAGGACCGGCCAGAUCCGGUAACGUUUCUAAAUAUGAGGAGCCCCACCACUUCACUGACCCCACACAGGAAGUCUGCCUUCUUUUCCCAGAGGAAUAUUCUGGCAAAGUUACCUCAGUGGACUCAGCCCGUGUCUCCGGCAGAUGAAUGGAAAAAAUCAGGCAGAAGCUUAAUGAACUUCAAAGGGCUCGAGGCCGGGCAGAAAAAUUCCGUGGUUUGGCCCUCGAGCCCUGAACCCGAGCGACCCCCUAACAGCAACAUGAAGAUCUUCGUUUCAGAUCUCAAGUUGGACAAGGGCACUCUGAAAGACCAGAGUCUUAAAACUAAAACAUCCAAUCCCAAAUUCUCCUCCACAGGGGACCCCCAAUCCCUAGAAAAGAAAGACAGCGGCAAGCCCCCUCCUAUCUGACCCUCUGCAGGAACAAUGAAUCCCAUUUCUCGGAAAUACCCUGGGAGACUGUCUUGAUGGAAAACUGCAUGUGAAAGAGAGCAGGUGAUUAGAAAGGACCAAGAAAAAAAAGAAAAAGAAUACUA
Messenger RNA from Ornithorhynchus anatinus (platypus), 3083 nucleotides. RefSeq names its product AGBL carboxypeptidase 3 (gene AGBL3). Bases 67 to 2958 code for a protein of 963 amino acids. Gene Ontology annotation, biological process: proteolysis. The record is from RefSeq and is a predicted model, not a curated record. Lineage: Eukaryota; Metazoa; Chordata; Mammalia; Monotremata; Ornithorhynchidae. Gene Ontology annotation, molecular function: zinc ion binding; metallocarboxypeptidase activity. The transcript is spliced from 18 exons.